Molecule: messenger RNA, 1271 nt
Organism: Poecilia latipinna (sailfin molly)
Lineage: Eukaryota; Metazoa; Chordata; Actinopteri; Cyprinodontiformes; Poeciliidae
Gene: ostm1
Product: osteoclastogenesis associated transmembrane protein 1
Exons: 6
Coding region: 96-1022 (308 amino acids)
Cellular component (GO): cytosol
Source: RefSeq, a predicted model, not a curated record
ACUUCACAUCACAAGUCACAUGACCAUGCUAGUUGAAAACGAGGAAGUCAUGGGUUGUUUGGAGUGACUGGCCAAAACAAAACUGUUUUUCAGCCAUGUCGCUGCACAGAUAUGAGCUGGGUUUUCUACUUAUAAUUCUAAAUAUUUAUUCUCUCGGACUUAUUGAUGCCGUGAACGUCACCGCUUCGGAUUCAGCUGCAAACCCGCUACAAGCUCCCAGUUAUCAGAGCCACAGCUCCUCUGCUGUUUACAAGCCUGCUGUGGACUCUUCGUACUCCAUCAAUCUGCUGUCCUCCUUCCCUGAAGACGUGGAGAUCAGCGAGUAUUGCUCAGAGAUGCUCCGGCUGUUCGGUCAGCGGUAUGUAGCUUAUGUGAACUGCCUGAUUCCUGCUGCUCGACCCGUCAGAGUGUGCCAGAACUGCUCCCCAGGGUAUAAAAGCCUCUCCGACGUCUUCCUGAACAUCUCAUCAGACCAGAUGGGCCCUGGGAAUGUGAGCUGUCGGGACAGCAUUCUGCGCAGUGACCGACUGAUGCUCGUCUUCCUUCUCUACGGCAACCUGGAUACCAUUUGGGAAAAAUCAAAUUGUAAACAAUGUGUCACUACGGAUUUAAAAGGCCCGAACAAUGACACACUUUACUACCUGACUCUUCUCAAUCAAACCAUCACCUGCUUUGAGAAGUAUAAAGAGGGUAACCAUACAGAACUGUGCAAAAGUUGUACACUUCCUUAUAAGGAUCUGAAUGACAUGUACAGUGGAAUGGAGAAGAAUAGCACCCUGUGUAUUGACUUGGAGGAUUCGAUGAAUAUGACCCGCAAACUCUGGAGCAAGAACUUCGGUUGCUCCUACCCGCACGGGGAGACGAUUCCUGUCAUCGCCGUGUCCAGUUUUAUGCUUUUUCUGCCCAUCAUCUUCUACUUGAGCAGCUUCCUUCACUCGGAACAAAAGAAACGCAAGCUCAUACACCCCAAGCGAGCAAAGUCACACAACAGCCUGAUGAACAUUCAGGACAAACAAAGCUGAAAUAAACUCUUUUUUGGACUUGGAGAACUUGUGUUGUUAUCCAUCACAACACAAUUUCUGAGGUGUUUUUUUGGACUCCAUAAACAUAAGACUAAAGAGCAAAUUUUUUUUUUUUUACUUUUUUUUUUCUUCUUACCAAUAAGAAUAUUCACAAGACUAGGAUGGAUCAAUAUAUAAUUAGGAAGAAUAGAAAUGCACUCGGCUGUAAAAUGUCCAGAAAGGUUUGUGUUCAUUAAAUGUUUGCUUUCA